AUGGCCUCAAAGCGCAAAUCAGUCACGUUUCGUGAGAACGUCUCAGUAGUCUACCCAAACAAUUCGGGCGGGUCAUCAUCGCCAGCCCCGAUCACCACUGCGCCCGCAACCGCGCCUCCAUCUCUCGAACUCGACCCUACGUAUCUGACCUGGCUAAGCUUGGCCACCAAAGCACAAUACCCCUUUAUUGUCAACGGAACGUUCGCCAAAUACGUCUACCGCCAGAACUUCGAUAAGCAUCUCAACAUGAAGCAUGACUACAACCUCCAGAUAGCGAGACAGAGAGAGGCGGCAGUGCCACCGCUAGCAGAGAAGUAUGGGUCGUUGGGUUGGGGUAGUUUGUAUGAGAAAGUGACCGAGGAGGCAUGGGUAAAGAAUUACAGACUGAUCUAUCGAUUUGACGGCUCGGAUGAGCAACUACUGGAUAAAAUUGCAGAAGCCUACGACGCAAUCAAGCACACCGUCGCCGAAGAAGAGACAGUGAAUACACUCUUGACUCAAGACGGAUCAAUGCACAUCUCACCAUCCAACCGACAAUGGGAGGCAUUCACGCAAGGCGGAGGGGCUCUCAUCAGCCCGGACUUCGGCCCCGGCGGUGUCAAUCUGCGCUUUGGGCACACAGCGGAUGCCCCUUUCGACGACGAGGAAUCCGUCCUGCUUAGCCCGAGGGAUCGGAAAGGAAACGGGGGAGAGAUGCUGAUGGACAGGGCGGUCGUGAGCAGGGAUCUCGGGAACGCGAUGGUGGAUGCUGGGACUGGGGUCCAGAUGCUCUGGGCAGACCGUCGACGGAGCAGGGCGAGAUAUUACGCUCGCUGA
Letharia columbiana is the source of this 816-nucleotide messenger RNA. RefSeq lists its product as uncharacterized. The record is from RefSeq and is a predicted model, not a curated record. Lineage: Eukaryota; Fungi; Ascomycota; Lecanoromycetes; Lecanorales; Parmeliaceae. The coding region runs from base 1 to 816 and encodes 271 amino acids. The transcript is spliced from 3 exons.